AUGGCCUCGUCCUCAUCCUCGGGGACCUCAUGUCCACCAUCAUCAUCAGCGGUCACCAUACCGGUCCCAGGAAAAUCCAUCCUGAAGCGUCCACCACCAGUCCAACAGUCUCUCUUCUCUCGCAUCACUCGAUUUCUUCCAACCCCGAACCAACCUCAGCCUGCCAGCGAUGAAGAUGUUAAACCACUGAAGAGGGCCCACUUCAUUCUGCCUCAGAUUGCUGUCGUAUACCCUAUAUCUUCUGUCAAUCCACCGUCGACCCCAACGCUCAAGGAAGAGAAGAGGGCGAUAGAGGAAAGGGAGCAGGAGCGGAGGAAAAGGGUUGUCCGAGGGAGUCCCAGCAGCCCUGGAGGUCAAGAUGCAGAAGAAUGGUGGUCUAUGGACAAAGUAGAGUCGUUUUAUAGGGAAUGCUGCGCUGGUUGCGACGAAGAACCUGAUCCAGCGAUCACCGUCGCUCUCAAGCAUGCAUCCCCUGGAACCCCUCGAACAGUUGAUUUUUCUGGUGUUCAGCUAACCUUUACUUCAGCAUCCAUUCUUUCUGAUGUCUUUUCCAUCGAGUGGGGUCUGCGCAAGUUGGUAUUCAGGGAGUGUGAUUUAGACGACCACAAAAUCAAGCCAAUUUUACAUGCACUCCUUAUACCAGGGACCCUCUCAUUCCUGUCAGUCGCGUCAAACCGCAAAUUGAAAGCUGCGGCCUUCCGUCUUAUUGGCGCAUAUGUUAAAAAGGCCAAAACUCUACAAUUCCUGGAUCUUUCUCAAAAUGCCCUUGAUAAGAAGUCCGUGGAGUACAUUGUUGCAGCCUUAGAAACGGCCCCUGAGCCUGGCCUUGUAUCUUUGCGCCUCGAUGACUGCUCGUUGCGGCCAGCAGCUUUGGAAACUCUUUGCCGGGCUGUUCGCACUUCAUCCUUACGCAACAUCUCGCUCCGACACAACCACAUAUCUGUCAGCGGCGGCGUGGCCCUAGCUCUCAUGAUACGAGAUUACCCUGACAUUGUACCAAACCCACAAUCCCCCUCAACAACGAGUGGGACCUAUACACCGUCCUCCUCCGCUACUUCAUCUCCUACAAUCUCAGUAUCAAGCCUCUCUUCCUUAACGUCUCCUCCAUCCACACCAACAAUCGGUUCAAAUGGUCCAGUACCUACUAAGCCCCCUGUCCCUCUUCCACCUCCACGCCAUCCAACGACGGUCGGUAUGCAAACAACAUACACACCCUAUGUACCGAAGGCAAGGCGAGGACGAGCUCCUCCCACCAUCGCAGUCAAUCCACUCUCACCGACGGGCCAGCACGUUCCAAUCAUCACGUCAUCUUCGCAGGGAGGCGUAACGACGCGCCAUCCACCGCCACCUGGUGCACCUGGUUCAAACUCACACCAUGACGCUGGGCCUAGCGCCGCUUUGUUGGAUAAAGUCAGAGCCCUGGACUCGCUCCCUCGGUUAGGUGCUCUUAGGACGCUUGAUCUGAAGGGAAAUGACUUGCGGAAUGGCGUUACAUAUUUGGCUCAAGUGCUAAAACGCAACCGAACAUUGAAGGUGCUCAAUCUCAGUGAAAAUAAGCUUGACGUACAGUGUCUUGUGAGCAUUGCGGAGGCUUUGAAAUACAACUCAAGCCUCGAAACUCUGGAUCUGAACAAGAAUCCUUGUUCAGGACCAGGCUUGGAAGGAAUCCAAUCACUGCGAACGGCGUUUACACUCAAUACUGCUCUCAAGAGGCUAUUCUUAUCAUCCACUUCAAUGACCUCGGACGGAGCCAUUGCGCUCGCAGAGUUCCUUCCAGAGUCGACCUCACUCCUUCACCUUGAUUUAACGAUGAACAAUAUCGACAUUGCCGGUGUGAUGGCCUUGAGCUCGGGACUGAAGGCAAACCACGUCAUGCGCUGCCUGGAUCUGAACAUCCCGCCUGGUGACGAGGAGUUUUCACGGGAGAUUCUGAAUUCGUGUGUUCGCAACACGGAGGAGGCGGAGCGGCUGUCGAAGUCUACGGAAGGCUCUGCAAAGGCGAGCGGGAGAGGGAUGGGUAAAGGUGUCUGGGGUAUGAUUGAAGAGAGCGAGCUCGCGAAGUCAAUCAGACUGGGAGAAGAAAAGAAGAAUGAAGCGGAUGUCGUCGUUCGAGCCUGGGCCCAUGUGUCGCAGCUGAGCAAUCUCCUUGCGCCUGACAUGUCCCAGUCACCUACGACACCAAAAGCAUCUGUACCUCCAAAAGAACUGGUCUCAAACGCGAAAAACGUCGCUGCCGAGCUGGCCACCAUGAUCCAAGAAACUGAAGAUCCUUCACGGCUAGAAGAACUUCUAGGCAUUAACGACCAGCUUCUUUCUCUGCUAAAAAAGGUUCCAGGCGGCACCAGACCGAACUUGUUCUUGCAAGGUCUUGGGCUUUCACUCGACAGCGCGCAGAAUUCGGAAGACGAUGGCGACGGAAGGUUGGACGGACUGCCCCACAUCAAUGGACGAGCGAUGAACGGACGCACUCACGAUUCCUCCGAUUCGAGUAGCAUGACUAGCCUUGAUGAGGACUCGCAGACGCCUACGACACCGAAAGUGGAUAAGGGCAAGCGGAAGGCUGAGCCUGAACCCGAAAAGCUCGAGCCAGUGCUUAGCCCGACAACAUUCCGCAUCUCUGAGUCAGAGAGCGAGGAUGAAGAUGGGGUGCGAUAUGUUCGAAUUGGAGAAGUAACUUCUCCUACGGAUAGGUCUCGUAGCUGGGUAGAGGAAGAAGGUGAGGUUUUCAGGAAGGGCCAAGUACUCCUUGGACCAGAAGAGAUGGAAGGGGAGUACGCUGGAGAGGAAUUGCGGAAAGAACUCCUUGAGGCAAUGGUAGAACGUCCACCGCCUCGACCCCUCACUGACGAGUUUGGAGUUGAAAUCGUCAGCGGGAUGCCAGACCCAAACUUGCCUGCGGGCACCGGCGACAGGUCUCCUCGCACACCGACGCCUUCGUCACCGAUAGUGACAGAAAACUCAAGCCCGAAGCCACCACCGAGACCAUACAUCUCACGCAGCAAAUCCGCUACCAACUCGCUUCUCAGCCUCAUAUCACCCACAUUAUCAUCACCAUCGACUGAACGUGUAGACAUGCUGCCGAGCCCUGCUUCUGCGGUUUCUGAAUCUGGAUUCCCUAGCCCUUCGUUAAGCGGAAGCCGGCCGUCCAUAUCAAGGAGUCAUUCCUCUCCAACCACCCCCACAACUGGGUCGUAG
Messenger RNA from Psilocybe cubensis, 3195 nucleotides. RefSeq lists its product as uncharacterized. The transcript is spliced from 12 exons. The coding region runs from base 1 to 3195 and encodes 1064 amino acids. Lineage: Eukaryota; Fungi; Basidiomycota; Agaricomycetes; Agaricales; Agrocybaceae. The record is from RefSeq and is a predicted model, not a curated record. Gene Ontology annotation, biological process: activation of GTPase activity; nucleocytoplasmic transport. Gene Ontology annotation, cellular component: cytosol; nucleus; perinuclear region of cytoplasm. Gene Ontology annotation, molecular function: small GTPase binding; GTPase activator activity.